CUGGGAAAAAAAAAACAAGUUAUAAUGGAGGGUAAACCACCAAGUUGCAUACACGUGUACAACAAGCACAGGGUGGGAUACAUCGGUGAUAGAAUUUUAGUUGCUAUAAGAAACGAAAAGAAAAAGAGUAUAUUGGUUGGAUUGAAACAGCAACAGGCCCCUAAAGUUCCCAAGUUUGAUAGCAACAAUCUGGUGAUAGAAUUUUAGUUGCUAUAAGAAACGAAAAGAAAAAGAGUAUAUUGGUUGGAUUGAAACAGCAACAGGCCCCUAAAGUUCCCAAGUUUGAUAGCAACAAUCUGGUGAUAGAAUUUUAGUUGCUAUAAGAAACGAAAAGAAAAAGAGUAUAUUGGUUGGAUUGAAACAGCAACAGGCCCCUAAAGUUCCCAAGUUUGAUAGCAACAAUCUGGUGAUAGAAUUUUAGUUGCUAUAAGAAACGAAAAGAAAAAGAGUAUAUUGGUUGGAUUGAAACAGCAACAGGCCCCUAAAGUUCCCAAGUUUGAUAGCAACAAUCUGGUGAUAGAAUUUUAGUUGCUAUAAGAAACGAAAAGAAAAAGAGUAUAUUGGUUGGAUUGAAACAGCAACAGGCCCCUAAAGUUCCCAAGUUUGAUAGCAACAA
This is a messenger RNA of Trachymyrmex septentrionalis, 616 nucleotides long. RefSeq names its product 39S ribosomal protein L14, mitochondrial-like. Lineage: Eukaryota; Metazoa; Arthropoda; Insecta; Hymenoptera; Formicidae. Gene Ontology annotation, cellular component: ribosome. The transcript is spliced from 2 exons. The record is from RefSeq and is a predicted model, not a curated record. The annotation marks the transcript as partial. Gene Ontology annotation, molecular function: structural constituent of ribosome. Gene Ontology annotation, biological process: translation.